CUAGAAUCGGCUCUGGACUUGGAAUCAUUGAAAUUGACGUUUGGAAUUGCUCUAAACUUGGAAUUGUUGAAAUUGUGGCUGGAUACGUUCAAUGGCCAAUUGAAUUGUUACUAGACAUGGAUGGACUUGAUGGGCGCGACUUAUAUAG
This is a messenger RNA of Racocetra persica, 148 nucleotides long. The record is from the annotation of a GenBank genome assembly. NCBI's taxonomy places the organism in Eukaryota, Fungi, Glomeromycota, Glomeromycetes, Diversisporales, Gigasporaceae.